GCCACCCAUUCUCGCUCAGCCUCCACACUUGCCUUUCGGUUCUUCUUUUGCUUCCUGUUUGAGAGGCCCGCGCCGUGUAGCCUCGCUCCUCGUGCCGCUUGCUACUUGUAGCUACUGCUGCAUCAACCCCUCCACCACCGGAAAGUAGGCGGCCGGUAGAAAUUGCCUAACUCCCAGUCCAAAAGCCACACCAUCAGCAAUCAGCAGUGAAGUCAAAGUGCAGAAGUCACCUCAUCCAUCACCUGUUGUCUGCAUUUUAUUUUUUUUGUGUGUGUUUUCUUGUCUAAUCUUGGAAGCGUGUUGCAGCGUAACUGUGAAGUACUAUCUUGUGAAAUGUUGUCCUUGUUCGGGCGCUUCAGCUCCAGAAGUAUUGGCAAUAUGUCACUACUUUCACGGAACUGCUCAAGCUCAUCUCAGUAUGAGACCCUUGUUGUCAAAUCGCACUCUCCGUUUGUUUACCAUGUGGAGUUAAACCGCCCUGAUCGCCUAAAUGCUUUUAACAAGACUAUGUGGAGGGAAGUCAGAGAAGCCUUUGAAGCUCUGAGUGAAGACAAGGAGUGUAGAGUCAUAGUUUUAUCUGGAUCUGGAAAGGCGUUUACAGCAGGUCUUGACUUAUCUGAUGCUGGAUUAGUUGUCAAUGAUGAAGAGGAUAUUGCCCGUCGCUGUAGAACUAUGUAUAAAAUUAUAAAAGCAUAUCAAGGAAGCUUCACAGCCCUCGAAAAGUGCUCCAAACCUGUAAUAUGUGCAGUUCAUGGUCCUUGCAUUGGUGCUGGUGUCGAUAUGGCUUCCUCUGCCGACAUCCGUUUAUGCUCUGCUGAUGCUUGGUUUCAAAUUAAGGAAGUUGAUAUAGGAUUGGCAGCAGAUGUGGGUACUUUGCAACGACUUCCAAAGGCAAUUGGAAGCCUUGGUCUUGUGAAUGAACUAGCUCUCACUGCUAGGAAGUUCCUUUCUGCUGAAGCUAAGGAAUGUGGAUUUGUAAAUACAGUGUAUCCAGACAAACCAAGUUUGAUAAAGGCAGCAUUUGAAAUGGCUGACAGUAUUGCAUCCAAGAGUCCCGUAGCUAUUCAGAUGACGAAGAAAAGCAUUGUGUUUUCUAGGGACCAUACAGUUGAUGAAAGCUUGGAGCACAUUGCUAUAUGGAAUCAGGCCCUUCUGCAGAGUGAGGACCUUAUGAAGUCGGCUGUGGCUGCAGCAACCAAGAGUCCACUACCACCAUUUUCUAAACUGUGAUAUAAUUUGCCUAUGAGAUGCAUUUUCAGAAUAUCUUUUAUACAAUAAUAUUAAAUAAAGAAUAAAUAAAUAUUUUAACCAUCAAAAGUA
This is a messenger RNA of Frankliniella occidentalis (western flower thrips), 1320 nucleotides long. Its product is annotated as delta(3,5)-Delta(2,4)-dienoyl-CoA isomerase, mitochondrial. Gene Ontology annotation, molecular function: delta(3,5)-delta(2,4)-dienoyl-CoA isomerase activity. Bases 334 to 1230 code for a protein of 298 amino acids. Lineage: Eukaryota; Metazoa; Arthropoda; Insecta; Thysanoptera; Thripidae. The record is from RefSeq and is a predicted model, not a curated record. Gene Ontology annotation, cellular component: mitochondrion. The transcript has 8 exons.